GCCGUCGCGGCGUACGUUUGGUUGGACUCAAAGUGAAACAUGCGCAGACUUGCAGUCUGGUUUAAUGUCACAGUUAGUAAACCUGCUACCGGAGAUACGCAGUGACUUUAAUGAGAUAUUCACUGUAUUUCAGUACAGCGGCGUGGGUGUUUACUGAUGGGGGAUACAUAGGGGUCGGGGGGCAGCCUUCCCUCGGAGCUCUCGAAACAAGAUGAUAAAGAACUGGGGUGUCAUUGGUGGGAUAGCUGCUGCAGUUGCAGCUGGAGUAUACGUUUUGUGGGGUCCAAUUACAGAGAGAAAGAAGAGAAAGAGAGGUAUGGUUCCGGGUCUGUUAAACUUGGGGAAUACAUGCUUUCUGAACUCGUUGCUUCAGGGCUUAGCAGCAUGUCCGUCCUUCAUCAGGUGGCUGGAAAAGUUUUCCGGUUUGCCUUCAAUCCAAUCAGGCAAAGACAACCAGCUUUCCAUGACACUGCUUCAGCUUCUCCAAGCUCUGUCCAGUGAUGAGCCAGGUGAGGAAAACGUACUUGAUGCUGGGUGUCUCCUGGAUGUUCUCAGACUGUACAGAUGGCACAUCAGCUCAUUUGAAGAGCAGGAUGCACAUGAACUAUUUCAUGUCCUUACAUCUUCACUGGAGGAGGAGCGAGAUCGUCAGCCCAAAGUCACUCAUUUGUUUGACAUGCAGUCCCUUGAGAGUCUCCCUGAUCAAGAUGAGAAAAUGAUGACAUGCAGAAGUCGAGCUCCCCUUCAUCCAAUACCAAGUCCGUGGAAGUUUCAGCAUCCGUUUCAUGGACGGUUAACAAGUAAUAUGUUCUGCAAGCGCUGUGAACUACAGAGUCCAGUGCGGUAUGACUCAUUUGAUAGUCUUUCCUUGUCCAUCCCUUUACCUCAGUGGGGCCGGCCUAUCUCUCUAGACCAGUGUCUUCAGCACUUUAUCUCUUCAGAAACCAUCAAAGAAGUGGAGUGUGAAAACUGCACCAAGCUUCAACAAGCAACCACAAUUAAUGGUCAAGUUGUAGAAAGCCAAAGGACAACAUUUGUUAAACAGCUAAAACUGGGGAAGCUCCCCCAGUGCCUCUGCAUCCAUUUGCAAAGACUGACGUGGUCGAGUGAAGGAACCCCCAUCAAACGACAGGAGCACGUGCAGUUUGCAGAGUACCUAUCAAUGGAUCAUUACAAACACAACACUUCCACACAGAGGAGUCAGCGGCUCAAAUGUGCUGCAAAAUCCACAAAACCUGAAAAUGGAGAUGAUUCCUUAGAAAAACCCUCUGCCAAUGGCACUGACUCAGAGCAUCAUAACAACAACAAACCUUUUUCUAAUGGAACCUGUUCGUCUGUAUUUUUUCACACUCCUGGUGUGAACCCACAGUUCAGCCUCACCUAUGACUACAGUUCUACAGAGUAUCUUUUCCAGCUCAUGGCUGUGCUGGUUCACCACGGCGACAUGCACUCGGGACAUUUUGUCACCUACCGCCGCAGCCCGUCUUCAUCUCGCAGUUCUUCACUCUUCAGCUCCCAGUGGUUGUGGGUGUCAGACGACUCGGUGCGCAAAGCCAGCCUGCACGAGGUGCUGUCUUCCAACGGUUAUAUGCUCUUUUAUGAGAGAGUUCGAAGGCUCAGUUUCUCCCUGUCAUCAGAGGAAUAGCCAGAAGCUCACAUCCUAAUAGACGUCUGCCUUUCCAGUCAUACUAUCACACUUGAUGUGGCAGGGACAGCACGGUUACCAACAGGUGGCUUUGUGACUGAGACCAGAGAUUAAAGCUAUCCUAGAGUUGUCCUAGGUCAUAGUGUGCAUUGUGGACACUUUGCUUGCUGCUCUGAUCCAGAGAAAGGAGCCUUUUAAUCCCAAAGAUAAUAAAACUGCAGGAUUUUUUUUUUUCUUUUUUCAUCUUUUUUAUUGGUAAGCUACUUUUCUUUGAUGUGCAGCAAUUUAUGUAGUGCAACAUCUCAGCUUUUACCAGACAAAGAGGAACACCUGACAAACGAUGAUAGUUCACAACAUUAAAAACCGAUGGCAAGCAAAAUGAGUAACAGUUGUCGUCGUUGGUGCGAUGUUCUGCUGGAAAACCUUUGGGUCCUGGUAUCAUAUGGAUGUUACUUUGGUACAUACCACACCCCUAAAGAUCCUUACAUCUGGAACAAUGGCAAUGUGGCAAUGGCACUUGGUAGCAGCAGCCUCCUCCAGCAGCAUCUGUGCCCUGUCACACCAGAAAAAACUCCUUGAGGAACAAAGUAUACAUGUAUUUGUAAAUGGGUGAAUGUGGUUUGCUGUGUAAAGCACUUUGAGUGGUUGAUAGUAGAAAAACCCUAAAUAAAUGCAGUCCACUUCCUGUUUUCCCAGUUCCCAAAUUCCCCAAACCCUGAUCUGUUUGAGUGUCUGAGAAGCCUCAUCCUGCAACCAAGAGGAUUAAAAUGAGCUGCCACUUUCCAGGUGCCAAACACCACAGGACACACCGAGGUCCCUUGUCCGCACCGCUAUGGGUCAAAACGACGUAAACACCAAGAGAAACGCCUGCACGGAAUAUUAGGCGGGUGGUUUUAUUGUUGUGGCUUAUCAGUACAGUCUACCCCAAGGUAAUAGCCCCACAAAUCAUAGUUCGUGUUUGAGGCAUACAGUGUUUAGGCUGACACAGAUGAUGGCUAGACGUGUGGCUUCCGGUGUUUGAAUGCAGUAUAGGCUACUUCAAGGUGUUCCUGUUAUUUUGUCCAUUGCUUUCAAGUGGCUGAUUAGGACUUCUCAGUGAUUAGAUUUAGGAGCUGUUACAUGUUCUGAAAAGUCACAUAGGUAGAAUCCUUAACUCUGGUUCUCUGUCAGAUCUAAUUUGCCUAAUCGCUCCCAGCAGUGUAUGUAAAGCAUACUGGAAAUAAUGUUUCUAUUGACACGGUUGUUCAGUUGGAUAUUUUUGCAGUUUCCAGUGAACCUUACUCUGUCAUGAUUUGCAGAACUGCACGGUUGUGGUUUAAUUGCCAUGUUGUCUUUAAUGCUUGAUUUGUAAACACACGGAACCAUGAGUGCUGCCACUAAUGUGAACGGGACCCUUCCUCAAAAUGUGACGCAUCACAGCCAGUUGACAUGCUGUGGGUGUUAAAUAGAUUAAUAAGAGAUGUGUCCUCAGUUAACAAAGCUAAGGUUAUGACUGCAGGUUUCUGUAGAUAUCCUGUUUUUAAUUAUGUUUGUGUAACUUUUGACCAGUGCAGUUAAAAUGAGCAGUGAUCUGGUGCAAAAGUCCUUAAUAUUUGCAGUUUGCACUACUGUAUAUUCAUGUGAGAUUGUAUUUGUGUGCAGUCUGUAAGGUGAUUGUU
Messenger RNA from Archocentrus centrarchus (flier cichlid), 3303 nucleotides. It is a transcript of the gene usp30, whose product is annotated as ubiquitin specific peptidase 30. Gene Ontology annotation, biological process: protein deubiquitination. Lineage: Eukaryota; Metazoa; Chordata; Actinopteri; Cichliformes; Cichlidae. The transcript has 13 exons. Gene Ontology annotation, molecular function: cysteine-type deubiquitinase activity. Bases 212 to 1645 code for a protein of 477 amino acids. The record is from RefSeq and is a predicted model, not a curated record. Gene Ontology annotation, cellular component: cytosol; nucleus.